Nelumbo nucifera (sacred lotus) is the source of this 930-nucleotide messenger RNA. RefSeq lists its product as uncharacterized. Gene Ontology annotation, molecular function: ubiquitin protein ligase activity. The record is from RefSeq and is a predicted model, not a curated record. NCBI's taxonomy places the organism in Eukaryota, Viridiplantae, Streptophyta, Magnoliopsida, Proteales, Nelumbonaceae.
CUGCAUAACCCGCCCGAGUUGCACCCAGCGAUCUGGGCUCUUUCCCAAAUUGAAAUUGAUUAAUUGACUCGUAACAAUGGUUCAAGACCGAAGGUCGGACGGGCAACGCAACUGGAGUAAUUGAAUUUGAGGAUUUCCUGGGAGAAAAAGGAAAAUGGGUUUGAGGUUUUUGAGAUGAAGCACUCUUCAGAGGAGACUCAACCCAAAACAUUGAACAGCACAGCGAGAGCAAGAGAGAUGGAGAGUCCUCCAGAGAAUGAUUGCUGCUCCAUCUGUCACGACGACUUCAACCUACCUUGCCAAGCCAAUUGUUCUCACUGGUUUUGCGGCAAUUGCAUUCUACGUGUUUGGCAACAUGGAUCAGCUCUUCAGCCAUGCAAAUGUCCUAUAUGUCGCCGUUUGAUAACUUUGUUGAUACCCUGUGAGACAACAUCACGAGAUCGUCAUGAACCAGAAGUUUCUAGGGUUCUGACAAGUAUUGAAAGGUACAAUCGACUAUUUGGUGGGGGCACACAAGGUCUCAUUCAGAGGCUACGGGAUCUCCCGUUUUUCAUGCGGAGGCUCUUACGAGAACUGAUGGAUCCUCAAAGAUCUCUUCCUCUUGUUUUUAGGGCACGCAUGUUUUUUGCAUUGCUUCUAAGUGUUAUCUACAUCUUGAGUCCCAUAGACAUCAUUCCAGAAGGGAUCCUGGGAUUCAUAGGUCUCUUGGAUGAUCUCCUUAUAGCACUUAUCUUUUUCCUUCAUGUAGCAGCCAUUUAUCGCUCAGCACUUCUUUUCCGACAUGGAGGUAGUUAGUUGAAUUGGCUUUUAUCUGUAACAUGUCCAAACUACAAUGAUCUUGAAAUACAAAUUCUUCUCUUCAUGGAACUGGAAGUGUAAAUAUAAUACUGCUACUUUUUUUUACAUAAUUUCAUUAUCUGUUUCGACAAA